Messenger RNA from Daucus carota subsp. sativus, 2434 nucleotides. RefSeq names its product kinesin-like protein KIN-10C. Gene Ontology annotation, molecular function: microtubule motor activity; microtubule binding; ATP binding. The record is from RefSeq and is a predicted model, not a curated record. Gene Ontology annotation, cellular component: microtubule associated complex. The coding region runs from base 136 to 2163 and encodes 675 amino acids. Gene Ontology annotation, biological process: microtubule-based movement; spindle elongation; mitotic spindle organization. The transcript is spliced from 17 exons. NCBI's taxonomy places the organism in Eukaryota, Viridiplantae, Streptophyta, Magnoliopsida, Apiales, Apiaceae.
ACAACCCCUAUACAAAAUUAACGGCUCCUGCAGUUUCAAUUCAAAGACUUCUCUGACACUCUAGUUUCUUCUUCUCCCAUUACAAAUACACACAAUCAACACACAUCUAUACUCACAUCUGUAGUUGUAGACUCGAUGCCGCCUCGCGGUUCCAAUUCAUCUCGAAAAGUUCGAAUAAUCGCAACAAUCCGUGGCUAUACGGAUCAAGAAUCUGGGUCGAUAUCUGAGAAUUCGUUGCCGUUGAUCUCUGUGUAUAAGCACGGUGAAGGUGGAUCAGAUGAGAAAGUUACCUUGUCGUUCGGAGAACAACCGGCCUGUCGGAAAAAUGCGUAUGAUAUGGAUUAUUGUUAUGGACAAAAUGAGGAUUCGAGUUUGAUUUUUGUGAAAGAAAUUAAGCCUUUGAUUUCUGGAGUUAUGAAUGGAAAAAAUGCGUCGAUUAUUGCUUUUGGAGCUAGAGGCAGCGGUAAAACAUGCACAAUUCAGGGCUCUGAGGAUAAACCGGGCUUGGCAGCUCUUGCAAUGGCGGAAAUUCUUUCAGCAGUGGAGGAAAAUGGGAAUUUAAUUGCAGUAUCUGUGUAUGAGGUGUACCAGGAUAAUGUAUUAGAUGUUUUGGAUGCAAACAAGAAGGUUCAGCUAUUCGAAAAUGCUCAUGGAUAUACUGAAUUAAGAGGGAUUUCUCAGGUUCGUAUCAAUUCGAUGUCAGAAUUUGUGAAAUUGUAUUAUAAUAAUGGUACACGAAAAGCUACAGAGAAGGUAGGCCCUAAGAUUGCACGAAGGAGUCACAAGGGUUUGAUGAUAUGUGUGUUAUCUGAUAGUGGAAAUCCAAAUUCCAAAGUUGUGGGGAAAAUGAAUUUUGUUGACCUAGCAGGCUACGAAGAUGCAAGAAGAAAUAGUAUUGAUUGCGCAAAUCCGGUGGAGACUGCUAACAUCAACAAGUCUUUGUAUGCCUUGUUAAAUGUUGUGUAUGCCCUCAAUACAAAUGAAAGUCGAGUGCCAUACCGAGAAAGCAAACUCAGUCGUGUACUGCAAGAUUCUUUUGGGGGUAGCAGCCGGGUGUUGCUCCUCACUUGUUUGAAUCCUGUAUGUCAAGAUACAAUGUACACGGUAAGCUUGGCCUCACGGUCCCUUCAAGGCACCAAUGGACUUUCAGACACAAUGAUCAGAAGCAGCGUGAGUUUAGCUAAACCAGUCCAAUCAUCGAUGAAAAAUCAGAAACUUCCAAUUCUUUCUGAUGCGACAAAUAAAAAAGUUGGCUCAACCACAAUAAUGAGAAGCAGCAAGAGUUUAACUAAACAGACACAAUCAUCGGUUAAGAAUCAGAAACCUGCAACUGUUUCUGCUACAAGUAAGAAAGGAAAAGAAUCACAAUCCCGUUUUCAUAAAAAAAUUGUUGCCAAAAGCGGGAGGAAACUCUUUGAUGAUGGUGUCCCUUCAACUACCCAUAAAGAGGCAAAGUUAGCCGUGGAUUGUUCUUCUGCAAUAUCUCUGAAUGAAGCUGUUGGUGUUGCUUCAUCUCCAAAGAAAAAGGAAGAGACUAUCGAAGAUUCCUCCUUAAAAAUCAUGGACUCUACCGAGAUAUUGGAGAAGGAAAAUUCACUAGCACCUGCUUGCAAUACAUCAGAAGAGGUUGCUUCUCCACUCAUCUCUGAUAUUGACUUCAAAGCAUUAUCCCCUCUUGAAGAGGAGAGUGAUAUCAUUAAGGAGGAGAAUAAUAACUCUCAAAUAUUGGAAAAAUCACCACCACUCAGUUCACAACUACGAGAAUUGUCAAAUAGCAUGAAGUCUUUGUAUUCUUCUACACCUUCAGUAAUAGCUACACAGGACAUUAGUAAUCCGUUUAGUCGGCUAUCUGUUCUAGAACCUCAAACUCCUCAAACUCCAUUGACAAGUAGUUUACAGAAUCCGCGCGAAAUAUUCAAUAAUCGCAGUUCAGGAAUGAAGCAAAGUCUGGUGAAGGACUGCCUGCAAUUUUUAAAUACUGCAAGCAAGGACGAGUUAAAAGGAUUGAAGGGUAUUGGAGAAAAGAGAGCGACUUACAUUCUUGAGCUUCGUGAAGAGUCCCCUGAGCCUUUUAAGAAUCUUGAUGAUUUGCAGGAUAUUGGGCUUUCAGCAAAGCAGGUCAAGGGUAUCAUGAGAAAUGUAGCUGGAGACCUUUUCAAUUAAUCUGAUUUUGCCUAUGAGUGAUGUUAAAUGUGGCAACCCAAAGUUGCCUCCAAUGUGUGUCAUUGCCAGUGUUCUAUCUAUUUCGAGUCUGUAAGGAUUUGUAGUUCUGCAAUUGAAAGUUCAUAUGUUUAUUUGCCGUAAUUUCAAACGGGUAGUAAAUCAUAACUCUCCUGGAUGUAUUUUGGACAUGCAUUAUGUGAUACAUUUAUCAUUUGGUGGAUUGGUCCUUCAAGUAAAAUGACAGACCUGGUUUAUAUUAUCUAUUUAUAAU